Molecule: messenger RNA, 830 nt
Organism: Eremomyces bilateralis CBS 781.70
Lineage: Eukaryota; Fungi; Ascomycota; Dothideomycetes; Eremomycetales; Eremomycetaceae
Exons: 2
Coding region: 344-607 (87 amino acids)
Biological process (GO): molybdate ion transport
Cellular component (GO): membrane
Molecular function (GO): molybdate ion transmembrane transporter activity
Source: RefSeq, a predicted model, not a curated record
GGACUCCUAUCAUGCAACUUCCAUUGGUCUGCUCUUCAGCGCUGCUGCUGUGCCGGUAUGGAAGAUCAGAGGACAACUGAUCGGUUGGGCUGGCUUGGCUGGGAGUUGGUCGCUCAUCGAAGAUGGUACGACACAAGGAAACCGAGACAAUAAAGCAUUAAAUUGAUUCAAACUGGACUUCUUCCCGGUAUACCUGCUUGUGGUGGGCUCGGAUUGGUUACAGGUCAUCACGUUGCAAUCGCAACGUCACGCAGUACUGAUAGCCUCCACCUAGGGACCGUACAUUUACGCGCUUUACAAAGAUGAGAAAGGUCUAGUGGAAGAAGUGGUCGCAUCUCUCUUCAUGACCGGAUUCUUUUCCGGUGUCUUCUCGUCUUUCUUCAUCGGCUCGCUCGCGGAUCGAUAUGGCAGAAAGGCGGCGUGCCUUGGGUUCUGCAUCGCGUACUCAAUCUCAUGCCUCACGGUCCUGUUCAAUGAUAUUAUCAUACUAUUCCUGGGUCGAGCGCUUGCUGGCAUCGGCGCGAAGCUGCUGUAUAGCAUUUUUUUUAAAUCUGGAUGGUCCAUGAGUAUCACAGUCGGGGGCUCGAGAACGAAGAACUGCGGUUGAGUACGGUUUUUGGGAGCCUGGCCACGUUGAGCAGUAUGGUGGCUAUCUGUAUUGGAUUCGUGAUCCAAUGGUUAAUGGAUUCGACGGGGACUGACGCUUCUCCAUUAUGGCGAGCAUUGUCUGUCUCGCCCUGGCCUUCAUCUUGAUACUGUUCCGAUGGAACGAGAAUUAUGGAGACACCUCCAAGGAGCCAACAUCUGUCGAGUCCAUCAGCGAUGGAUAG